This is a messenger RNA of Mycotypha africana, 1776 nucleotides long. Its product is annotated as major facilitator superfamily domain-containing protein. The transcript is spliced from 14 exons. Gene Ontology annotation, biological process: transmembrane transport. Gene Ontology annotation, molecular function: transmembrane transporter activity. NCBI's taxonomy places the organism in Eukaryota, Fungi, Mucoromycota, Mucoromycetes, Mucorales, Mycotyphaceae. The record is from RefSeq and is a predicted model, not a curated record. Bases 1 to 1776 code for a protein of 591 amino acids.
AUGAUAGAAGAAAAUGAUGCUUCUUUCGUGAAGAACGAAUCCAACAACUUCAAUCGUUCAAUAACUGAUUCUCGUGCGGAAGCAAUAAAAAUUGCUCAGCCUACAGGCGAAGAAAAAGCACAUCAAAUUGUUCAGGAAAUUGAAGAAAAGGAUAGUAAACGCAAAAAGACGAUAGCCAGGGUGUUAACCUUUUUAGGCCUACAAAUAGCGCUCUUUCUGGCUGCCCUCGACAACACUAUCACAGCUACCUCUUUGCCUCGCAUCGGUUCGGAUUUCAAUCAAAUGUCAAUCGUAUCUUGGGUCGCAACAGCUUAUAUUCUCACUUUUGAUGCUUUUCAGCCGCUAUUUGCAAAGUUCUCGGAUAUUUUCGGCCGUAAGUGGAUCUUGAUGUCAGGUAUUGUCGUCUUCCUGCUUGGCUCGGUGUUAUGCGGUGCUGCAAAGUCAAUGAUUAUGCUUAUUAUAGCUCGUGCGAUUGCAGGCAUAGGUGCCGCGGCCAUAUUUUCAAUGGUUUUCAUUAUCAUUUCUGAGAUAGUGCCACUGGAAAAGCGGGGAAACUAUCAAGGUGUCAUCAACGCAGUCUUCGCUCUAUCUAGUGUGUGCGGUCCUUUGAUAGGAGGUUCAUUUACUGACUAUGUCACUUGGAGAUGGAACUUUUAUAUAAAUCUUCCAAUUGGUGCAGUUGCCAUGAUUGUCUUGUUCAUUUGUUUGAAACUUCCUGUGCCUAAAGAAAAAUUUUCAGAAAAAUUGAAGCGUAUUGAUUACGCAGGCACAGCCAUUGUAUUAGUGUUUGCGACCUUGUUCUUAUUAGCGCUUAAUUUCGGUGGUCAAACAUUUCCCUGGAAAUCAGCAGCAGUAAUCGUUCCAUUAGUACUUUCAGUUCUGUUGGUUGUAGUAUUGAUUUUUGUGGAGAAGAAGUUUGCCAAAGAGCCACUCAUGCCUCCUAGACUUUUCAAGAACAGAUCAGUACUUAGUGUGCUAUUAGUAAAUUGGUUUUUCGGUAUGACUUUCUUUGCUGCACUCUAUUACCUCCCUGUAUAUUUCCAGGUGGUAAGAAACGAUAGCGCCAUGUGGUCAGGUAUAAGACUUAUCCCUAUGCAAAUGGUCAUUUGCGUUCUAUCUACGAUCAUCGGUUUAUGCAUCUCAAAGUUCGGGGUAUAUAGACCUUUUAUAAUCGUAGGAAUGGGACUAUUGACUUUAUGGAUUGGACUUAUCAGCCUAUUUGACGAAAAUACCCCAUGGCCCAAGGUGUACGGUAUUACAAUUAUUGCUGGCUUCGGCUUGGGGUUUUUAUUCUCGUCAACUAUCAUUGCCCUACAGGCAUCGGUAGAGCCAAAAGAUAUCGCUGUUGUUACGGGUUUGGGUAGCUUUUCUCGUAUCCUUGGUGGUGCUUUGGGUAUUGCUAUAUCCUCAGCAGUGCUUAACUCAAGUCUAAACCAAGAUCUACCUUCCGUAAUACCUCGUGAACUUGCCUUAGCAGUCAUACAAUCGUCUGAAUUUGUGAACAAAGGACUGCCAAAAGAGUUUCUGGAACCGACUUUGCGUGUCUAUGUUGAUGCAUUACGAUUGAUUUGGUAUGUACUGACAGCAAUGUGCGGUCUUGGUUUCAUUGCAUCGUUUUUCGUCAAACAUCAUUCCAUUAGACGACAUAUGAAAAAGGAAGCACAGCCUGAAGCUAACCAAGACGAUGGUGUUAAAAAAGAGUUACCAGUAGCAGCUGCUAAUGAAGAGAUAGAAGGAGCAAUCACAAUUAAAGUACCAUCCGCUGAUGGCGCAUAA